Messenger RNA from Trichosurus vulpecula (common brushtail), 1861 nucleotides. RefSeq names its product HNF1 homeobox A (gene HNF1A). NCBI's taxonomy places the organism in Eukaryota, Metazoa, Chordata, Mammalia, Diprotodontia, Phalangeridae. Gene Ontology annotation, cellular component: nucleus. Gene Ontology annotation, molecular function: RNA polymerase II cis-regulatory region sequence-specific DNA binding; DNA-binding transcription factor activity, RNA polymerase II-specific. Gene Ontology annotation, biological process: regulation of transcription by RNA polymerase II; insulin secretion; pancreas development. The record is from RefSeq and is a predicted model, not a curated record.
UCGGUAAGUGUAGUUUUGGGGGGAAUUGGAAGGGAGGCAGGGAGGCUCGUCUCCGCUCUCCGGAAGACGGGCUGGCCAUGCUUUGAGGAAGCCUAGGUAUCCGGACGGGUGGAGGUAGCGCGGCCCAUCGGCCUCCCACCUGGAGCCAUGGUCUCCCAGCUAAGCCAGUUACAGACAGAGCUCUUGGCCGCCCUGCUGGAAUCGGGACUGACCAAGGAAACCCUGAUCCGGGCCUUGGGUGAGACGGGACCCUAUGACUCGACGGGAGAGACCUCUCUGGACAAGAGGGAGCCCUGCGGCGGCGAGCUGGCCGAGCUCCCCAAUGGGCUGGGAGAGCCGCGGGGCUCUGAGGAUGAGACGGACGACGAAGGGGAAGAUUUCACGCCCCCCAUCCUGAAGGAGCUGGAGAACCUGAGCCCGGAGGAGGCGGCCCACCAGAAGGCCGUGGUGGAGACGCUCUUACAGGAGGACCCAUGGCGGGUGGCAAAGAUGGUCAAGUCCUACCUUCAACAGCACAACAUUCCCCAGAGGGAGGUGGUGGACACCACUGGCCUCAACCAGUCCCACCUGUCCCAGCACCUCAACAAAGGCACCCCCAUGAAGACUCAGAAGCGGGCUGCCCUGUAUACCUGGUAUGUCCGCAAGCAGCGGGAGGUGGCCCAGCAAUUCACCCAUGCGGGACAAGGCGUACUGGCUGAGGAGCCCAUGGGAGAUGAACUGCCCACCAAGAAGGGGAGGAGAAACCGUUUCAAAUGGGGUCCAGCCUCUCAGCAGAUCCUGUUCCAGGCUUAUGAGAGGCAGAAGAACCCCAGCAAGGAGGAGAGGGAGGCUUUGGUGGAGGAGUGUAACAGGGCUGAGUGUAUCCAGAGAGGGGUCUCCCCAUCACAGGCCCAGGGCUUGGGGUCUAACCUGGUCACCGAGGUGCGUGUCUACAACUGGUUUGCCAAUCGACGGAAGGAAGAGGCCUUCCGGCAUAAGUUAGCCAUGGACACGUUUAGCGGGCCCCAACCUGGCCCUGGCCCUUCACUGUCAGCACAUGGCUCCCCUGGCCUCCCCCCACCUUCUAUCUCCCCCAGCAAAGUCCAUGCUCCAGGUGUUCGCUACAGCCAACAGCCGACUAGCGAGGCAGAAUCAUCCGGGGGCAGCGGCCACGGUGGGGGCAGCAUGGUAACAACUCCCACCGUUCUGCACCAGAUAUCCCCUCCAGGCUUGGAGCCCAGCCACAGCCUGCUCAACGCUGAUGCUAAGCUGGUCUCGGCAUCUGGGGGGACCCUUCCUCCUGUCAGCACCCUGACUGCCUUACACAAUUUAGAGCCAAUGCCCCCAGGGAUCAACCAGCAGCCCCAGAACCUGAUCAUGGCCUCACUCCCUGGGGUCAUGGCCAUUGGGGCAGGCGAGCCUUCUUCCUUGGGACCCACCUUCACCAACACAGGAGCUUCUACUUUGGUCAUUGGCUUAGCCUCUAGCCAGGCCCAGAGUGUACCUGUCAUCAACAGCAUGGGCAGCAGCUUGACCACCCUACAGCCUGUCCAGUUCUCCCAGCCAUUGCAUCCCUCCUAUCAACAGCCACUCAUGCAACAGGUGCAGGGCCACAUGGCCCAGAGUCCCUUCAUGGCCACCAUGGCUCAGCUGCAGAGUCCUCAUGCCCUCUACAGUCACAAACCUGAUGUUACUCAGUACACGCACACUGGCCUCCUCCCCCAGACCAUGCUCAUCACCGACACUGCCAACCUCAGUGCACUUGCCAGCCUGACGCCCACCAAACAGGUCUUCAGCUCAGACUCUGAGACCCCCAGUGAGUCCGGGUUACACACGCCGGUGUCUCAGGCUUCAACCAUCCACAUCCCCAGCCAGGACCCAG